UUAAAAAUCAUGAAGAGUCACUUCCACAGAAGCUUCUAAGAGCGAGAAUCGGUCUUCAAUGGUAUAGCUGCGGAGCUGUCUUUUCAGUGGCUUGGAAAUGAGAUUGCAUCGUUUCUCUUUUCUCCUGCCUGAGUGGCAUUAGUGUUGGAAUAUAUUUGCUUCGAACCAACAGGUGAAACUUAAAUCCUGAUAGCUGGCCAAAUAUAAACCAGUGUAAUGCUGAAAUGAGAUGAGGCUCCGAAAUGGAACUGUGGCCACAGCGUUAGUUUUCAUCACCUCUUUCCUCAGUUUGUCUUGGUACACGGCAUGGCAAAAUGGGAAAGAAAAGCUAAUUGCUUAUCAAAGGGAAUUUCAUGCUCUGAAGGAACGUCUUCGCAUAGCUGAGCACAGGACUCUCCAGCGCUCCUCUGAAUUAAAUGCCAUCUUGGAACAGUUUAGACGUGCCGUGGCAGAAACAAAUGGAAGUAAAGAUGCAUUGAAUAGCGUUUCAGAUGAAACAUUAAAGUUGCUGAAGGAGCUAACAAGCAGAAAAUCUCUUCAAGUGCCAAAUAUAUAUUACCACUUGCCUCAUUUGCUAAAAAAUGAAGGAAGUCUUCGGCCUUCUGUGCAGAUUGGCCUUGGACGAACAGGAGUUUCUAUAGUAAUGGGAAUUCCUACUGUAAAGAGAAAAGUAAGAUCUUACCUUACUGAAACUCUUCACUCUCUGAUUGAUAAGUUAUCACCGGAAGAGAAACUAGACUGUGUUAUGGUCGUCUUCAUUGGAGAGACUGAUCUUGAUUACGUAAAUGGUGUUGUCGCAAGCCUAGAAAAGGAAUUUUCUGCUGAAAUAAGUUCUGGCUUAGUAGAGGUAAUAGCCCCACCUGCAUCAUACUAUCCUGACCUAACAAACUUAAAAGAGACAUUUGGAGACUCAAAAGAGAGAGUCAGAUGGCGGACAAAGCAAAAUCUGGAUUAUUGUUUUCUUAUGAUGUAUGCACAGAAAAAAGGUGUUUACUACAUUCAGCUGGAGGAUGACAUCGUUGUCAAGCAGAAUUACUUCAGCACAAUUAAAAAUUUUGCGCUUCAGUUGUCCUCUGAAGACUGGAUGAUUCUUGAGUUUUCUCAGCUGGGAUUCAUUGGAAAAAUGUUCCAAUCUCCAGAUAUUACUCUCAUUGUAGAGUUCAUAUUUAUGUUUUAUAAGGAAAAACCUAUCGACUGGCUCUUGGAUCACAUUCUUUGGGUGAAAGUUUGCAACCCUGAGAAAGAUGCAAAACAUUGUGAUCGGCAGAAAUCAAACCUUAGAAUACGCUUCAGGCCUUCUCUUUUCCAGCAUGUUGGCCUGCAUUCCUCUCUAGCAGGGAAGAUUCAGAAGCUCACAGACAAAGACUUCUUGAAACCAUUACUGCAUAAAAUUCACGUGAACCCACCUGCAGAGGUUUCAACGACUUUAAAGGUCUAUCAGGGGCAUGCCCUUGAAAAGGCCUACAUGGGUGAAGACUUCUUCUGGGCAGUUACACCAAUUGCUGGGGACUACAUCUUGUUUAAAUUUGACAAGCCUGUUAAUAUAGAGAGAUACCUGUUCCACAGUGGUAACCCAGAGCAUCCAGGCGAUAUAUUCAUCAAUACAACAGUAGAAGUUUUACCUUUCAAGAGUGAAGACUUGGAAUUAAGCAAAGAAACCAAAGAGAAACGAUUAGAAGAUGGAUAUUUCAGAAUAGGCAAAUUUGAAAAUGGUAUAGCAGAAGGAACAGUUGAUCCCAGUCUAAAUCCUAUUGCAGCUGUCCGACUUCUGAUAAUACAGAAUUCUUCUGUCUGGGCAAUUCUAAAUGAGGUUCAUAUUAAAAAGCUCCCUAACUGAUCAGUCAAGAGGAAGGAAGAAAAAAAAAAAGAUUGGUCUUUUUGUAAAGUUUUCUAUGAACUCUUCAAAUCGCAGAGCGAAGACACUGAUCAUGCACCUUAUUUCCAACUCUUCUUUCUCACUGAAAUGCUACCUCCUGUGAAGUCUACUGUAGACGGAAGACUGAUCCAAUAACAGUUAAUUACAGUCUUAAAACUGAUACUUUUCUGGUGGUAUUUAUCUAGAUUCACAAUUUCCUCCAUCUGAACAUGACUUUGCUGCAUAAGGAUCAUAGAAAUCUCUUUAACCUAUCAAUGGUGAUAGGUUAUACUAUGUAAAAGUUGUACAUAUUGUUACAUUCCUUGAAGAUGAAAACCUAUAAUUGUUAAAAUACAUUUUGUGAAGGGGUACUUUUUGGAGGUUCAUUUAUUUUGCUAAUGCAAACCCUCUUUUAUAGAUUAUCAGGGAUAUAUAUUCAAAACAUUAGGGAUAUUUAAUUUAUUAAAAUAAUUUGAAAAGUACAUAUUUUUAUGCAGGAAAUAACUUGAUGCAGUUUUUUUUUAAAUGAAUCACCUCACUUCUUUGAGUUAACUCUACAUUUUGCUUUGAUAAGUAAAGCAACCAUAUUUUGUAAUGUACUGCCAUGGUUAGGAAAGCUAAACUGAGUUUGCAAAUGAAGCACUUUUUGUAGCAUUCCAUGGGCCAAAUCUACUGAGAAACGUCUCUUGUGUGAGUCUGUUAAAAUUAAAGGGGCUUGUACAAGAGCAGUUCCCUGUAGGUUAUGUCCAAAGUCUAAGGUAGUGUUGUUCAAAAGCAAAAUCAUGACAUGCUGUGAUUUGAAGAACAUUCCCCAUAUUCACAGUCCGCAACAUGUAAUCCUAGAAAGCAUGUUGAGGAAAUUUUGUACUUAGCAGGGGGUGUUACAUCUGCAAUGACUUGAGGUGUGAUUGAUCUCCUCUUAAAGGGAAAUUUUGAUAAUAGGCUAUUUCUUUUUAACCUUUGUAGAGUCUUUAGAACACACCCAAGUUGUUCCUCAAGACAAAAGAGCAUUCUGAUGUGUCUGCAUUUUUUUAAAAAAAUUGUUUUUGCAUCUCCUUUUAUAUGAACACUGUUCAGUCUUUUGGAAUGACUCCAAUUACCAUUUUAUUAGGAUUAAUAAUAGAGAUACACAAUAACCUCAGCUGAGCUUUUAAAAUGUGACUGUCAGAGUAUUUAAUUCAUUGUUGUCGUGGCUUCCUUUUUCCUUAAGAGGGCCCAGCUCCUGCUCAAAGCAUUGCACUCCAGCUGACUGAAGUGAGAUCUAAAUGCUUGUUGUCUUUUGUACUUCAAGGAUGAACAUGAAAAAUGCUUGCCUGGUCAGUAGCCUUGAAGAGAGGCAGUUCAAGCACUUUGUGCUUUGCAGCACAGUAAACAUGCAAUAGUAUAUUAUUGUAAAAAAAAGAUUCUUAAAUCAUACCCCAGCCAAGAUAUGAGAAGCUGAGCUUUUACCUCAACUGCACAUCUGUGACCCAUGCAAGUAAACAAAGUUUACUCCAUUGGUGUAGCUUGUGUCAUGAGCUAAUUCUUAGAUACUUUUGUAUCUUGGAUGUGAGCUUUUGCCAAAAACUGUUGUCUUGCCUUCUUUCAAGAAUGUGAUGUAUUAUAUUGAUGUGAUUGGGUUGUCUGCUUGCUUUAUUUUUUGAGUCUGUUGUGAGCCUGUCCAUUUUUUUUU
Messenger RNA from Heteronotia binoei (common prickly gecko), 3527 nucleotides. RefSeq names its product alpha-1,3-mannosyl-glycoprotein 4-beta-N-acetylglucosaminyltransferase A (gene MGAT4A). Lineage: Eukaryota; Metazoa; Chordata; Lepidosauria; Squamata; Gekkonidae. The record is from RefSeq and is a predicted model, not a curated record. Gene Ontology annotation, biological process: protein N-linked glycosylation. Gene Ontology annotation, molecular function: acetylglucosaminyltransferase activity. The transcript is spliced from 15 exons. Bases 230 to 1837 code for a protein of 535 amino acids. Gene Ontology annotation, cellular component: endoplasmic reticulum; endoplasmic reticulum-Golgi intermediate compartment; Golgi stack.